CGCGUGGCGCGGCGCCGCUUCCGCAAACAGAGUCGCGAGUGGCUGGACGUGUUAGUUCAUGAAGUUUUACCGUCUAAGUAAUCAAAAAUGGAAAAUUCUGCAAAAACAGAGGAAUGUGGAAAGACCUCUCAUAAAGAGGCAAAAACAUCAGUAGAUUCAGAAACAGAGUCUUCAUUCAUUAUGAAUAAAAACACCACCUUUCCUGGGACUGGGCUUUCUGAAAAGGCGCCUACUUGUGGGCAAGUGCACGCACCAAAAAAGAGAAAAAUGGAGUUUGAGGAUGAUCUUGUAAAGGAAAGUUCUAGUUGUGGGGAAGACACUCCAUCCAAGAAAAGAAAACUUGAUGCUGAAAUUGCCCCAGAGGAAAAAGGUUCUGGUGAUGAUGAAGGCAUUUCAAGGAAAAGAAGAAAGGAAACUGAUGGUUUCCCAAAAGAUGAACCUACUGGAGAUGGCACUCAGAAAAGGAGAAAAAUAGAACUUGAGGAUAUUCCUGAAAAACAAAAGAACUUGGAAGAAGGACACAGCUCAGCAGUGGCCGCUCACUACAAUGAACUCCAGGAAGUUGGUUUGGAGAAGCGUAGCCAAAGUAGGAUUUUUUACCUAAGAAACUUUAAUAAUUGGAUGAAAAGUGUCCUCAUUGGGGAAUUUUUAGAAAAGGUGCGACAGAAAAAAAAACGUGAUAUCACUGUGUUGGACCUGGGAUGUGGUAAAGGUGGAGAUUUGCUCAAGUGGAAAAAGGGAAGAAUUGACAAGCUAGUUUGUACUGAUAUCGCUGAUGUUUCUGUCAAACAGUGCCAGCAGCGUUACGAGGACAUGAAAAAUCGUUGUCGUGAUAAUGAAUGUAUUUUCAGUGCAGAAUUUAUAACUGCUGAUUGUUCAAAGGAACUUUUGACUGAUAAGUUUCGUGACCCAGAAAUGUGCUUUGACAUCUGCAGUUGUCAGUUUGUCUGCCAUUACUCAUUUGAGUCCUACGAGCAGGCUGAUGUCAUGCUCAGAAAUGCAUGUGAGAGACUGAGCCCUGGAGGCUAUUUUAUUGGUACCACUCCCAAUAGCUUUGAGUUGAUACGACGCCUUGAAGCUUCAGAAACAGAAUCAUUUGGAAAUGAAAUAUAUACUGUGAAAUUCCAGAAGAAAGGAGAUUACCCUUUAUUUGGCUGCAAAUAUGACUUCAACUUGGAAGGUGUUGUGGAUGUCCCUGAAUUCUUGGUCUAUUUUCCAUUGCUAAAUGAAAUGGCAAAGAAGUACAAUAUGAAACUAGUCUACAAAAAAACAUUUCUGGAAUUCUAUGAGGAAAAGAUUAAGAACAAUGAAAAUAAAAUGCUGUUAAAACGAAUGCAGGCUCUGGAGCCGUAUCCCGCAAAUGAGAAUUCCAGGCUUGCAUCUGAGAAGGCAGAUGACUAUGAACAUGCAGCAAAGUACAUGAAGAACAGUCAAGUGAGGUUACCUUUGGGAACGUUAAGUAAAUCAGAAUGGGAAGCUACAAGUGAGUACAUCAUCAGUGUAGAUUUACUGACAUUUUCAAAGAUUGCUUCACAGUGAUUGUUAAAAUCUGAAAACUUUAGAAUUUUUCUGACGCACAUUAGAUUGUGUGAGGGGUUGAUUGUAUUUACACAAAAUUCCUAUAAAUGUCUAAAUUCCCCGUGUCUUGCAUGGCUGUUUAGUGCCAAGAGAAGAGAUAUGUAGGAUGUUCCUUAACAUAAACUUUGAUGAGUAUUCUUAAACAUUUUCAUUGUCUACUCGUUACCAUGAAGCUGUCUGUAUUUGACGUCUUUAUCUCGCAUUUCUGUUGGAAAUUUUGGCUUAUGGAGCACUUCUCUGUAUUUUAUUUGGUUCUAGCCUAUCUGGUGUUGACAGUAAAGGCAUAAUAAAUACUAGCACAUUUAGUGAAGCAGCACUGAGCAGGAUGUUUUAGAGGGUGUGUGCUUGAGAACAGCCAUGAUGUGGGGACAUUCUAAAAUGAGGCACCAGUGUUUGGAGGAGAAGUCAGAGGCCUGGCCAAUCUGUGAAGUCCCAGAGCCUCCCUGCCAGGAUGAUGAUACCCUUAUAUGGUUGCCCUGAUGACUUAAAAGGUAGUUCCCAUUCUUUGGUUAAAUAUUUGUUGAUUAUGUUGAAGGGAAAAUCAAACAUAAUCAGAGACAAGCCAUCUGAUAAACAUUUUGAAUACUGACUUACAUACAGAUCUAUGAAAGGGCUUUGGGGGGGGUAAAAAAAUAAAUUGUACCUCUCUGCCUUCCAGAAGUGUACUAUCAAGUGGAAGAAACAGACAUAAAUAAGUGACUUCUAGGGAAACUUUUACAUGCUGAAGUUCCUGUAAUGGGGAAAACAGAUGAAAGAGAGCCUAAUAAAAACUAGUGAAAUCUGGAAACUAGUAAUAGUUGGAAUUAUUGAGUAGUUAGCUUGUGCCUAGUUGCUAUGUUAUGCCUCAUUUAAUCCUCACGGUUUUAUGAGUAGACUACUAUUACUUCUAUCUUCUUUUCACAGAUAGGUAACAGAUGAAUAGCUUGGCUGAGGUCAGAGAACUAGCCUAGGUGCUCCACACUCACAGCCAUGGCCUCAAGGACGCCCACGGAAAGGAAAAUUCUUAGGACUUGCUGAAUUGGAGGGAGAGGAAAAGGAAAGAAGACAAGGGCUCACACUUUGAGCCUGUUUGUUUCGGAAUAUUGGUGCCCUGGAUAGAAAUGGGAUUGGAAGAUUUAGGGGUAUAAUCUCUAACAAAUGUAGAAAUGUGCGCGGAAACCGACACAUUUCUUUGGUUUCCCUGGAGUGCCGUGUAACAGAACGACCUUGGUCAAAGGUCAUGAUGGUGGUGCUGGCUGUAGAUUGGCACUGUAGUUUUAUAUUAGACGUGUUACUUCAGUGAUAAUAUACAAGUGAAGAAUUAGAUGCCCCCAGACAGUUGAGGAAGAGGUGGAUUAGAGAGGAGAAAAGCAACAGGAAAGGAGCAGUGGCCAAAGGGUAGCUAGGAUCAGCGUGUCAAGGGCCAUCUGCUGUGUGAUGAAUAUACUCUUGUAACCUGGCAGGCUUUGUGAGCUGGUGCCACAGUCUAAGAACCUGUAUUUUAGACUCCUACUGGUCUAAUCAUUGAGCUUGCAUUACCAGAGCCUGCUGCUCCUCUAGAAGAUGCUUUAAAUAUGGAAGGAAGGAGAAUUGUUGCUGAUUUGCUUUUGGAAGUGGUUCAAGUUUCGUUUGUUUAAAUCCUGAUUGAAAUGCUGGCACAGAAGGUAUUUUAUAUAAUUAGUCAGACUGCCAAAAUUUUUGAGCUAGAAAGGAGAGAAAGUUAUUGAUUGCUGAUCUGGAAUCAGGCACUGGUUUUAAAUGAGCCUAGAUCAGGGCAGGUCAGGACUGCCAGUUUACCUGCAGAGGGUAUAGGUGUGUGGGGGGUGGGUUUGGCAGGGUUCACUGCAGAAAGAUCCCUUGGAGUGCGGGGCAAGCUCAGCAGUGCCAGCCUGUCCUGAGCCCCAGGACUUGCUUGUGAGUGCUUUAGGCUGCUCUGCUUCCUUUCCCUCAAGAAGAAUCCAGAGUGUUGGUCACCCUGCCUGUUUUCUGCCCACCCGUCUACUGUGCUGCCUGCCAUAUUUAUUUUUCCUAAGACACUUGGGAGCUAGUAGAUGAGGAGUAGAGAGAGCAUGGCCAGAGUGGUAUUAGGGGAGACAGCAUGGUGCACCUGUGCAGGCUGGGUUGGAGGGGCCAAGGGCGCGAGAAUCAGGAGGCCCUUACGUGCAGGUCUCCCGUCCUACUGCCUUCCUGUUACACAGUGGACCCAAGGGGCGAGGCCUCUUCGUAAUGUGGCCUCUUAUCGCGACUCGAUGGGUGAAUGUCCUAGUGAACACCCUGAACAUUCUUGUGAUGUUUUGAGGAUUUGUCUUCUCAGCUGUUUUCAUAACCAUAAAAUCUGUUGGUAUCUUAUAAGCAGAAACAGUAAGUUUGAACUUCAUUGUGAUUCAGAAUGGGAAACUGUAGAUACAUUUGCAUAUCUUUGAACUCACAUUAAAGCAGGAAACCUUAUUUAAGGGAGAGUGCUUUGGGGGCUGGGACCGUCAGUUAUCAUGUUGGCUCACUUUCCUUACUAGGCCCUACAACACAACAGCUGGAUAAUUGGAUGAAUUCUAACAUGCAUGUUAUAUGUGUUCCUUACAGUUUUUAUUAGGGUGUUUUUCCCCCCCUGAGUAGCAAACUUAGAGUAUCCCUGCACUCACAGUAGUUCAGUUAUUCCAGGAAAAAAAUUAAAUCAUAAGGUUUCUCAGUUUUCAUUUUCUUUGCUUUUAUACUUUUUUUUUCCCCUCAAACUGUCAGUAGAGAUUUUUAGAGCUGUUGAAUUGGUUUUCUGCAGGGCUGUGAUGUCACCAAGUAUUACAGUAAGUGGAUAUUUGUUUUCAGUGAUCCCAUAUCGCCUAAGUAUGACUCAAAAUUAUUGAAGAACUCUUAGAAAUAAUGGAAUUUUUCCUUUUCAAAAGCUGCUUGAGAAUUUUCACCAAAUUAUGAACAAGACCAGGAUUGUUGCCCUGAGGAUAUGAGAAACCAACCUCUAACUUUUUUUUCUUUUUAGGUAUUUACUUGGUUUUUGCAUUUGAGAAGCAGCAGUGAGCACAUCACAUAUGCAGAGCAGCUGUGUUCUGUUUUGUACAGAUUCGAACGGUCCAUCUUCCAUAGAUCUGACAACCUUGUUUAAUUUAAUUAUUCUCAGU
Hippopotamus amphibius kiboko is the source of this 4685-nucleotide messenger RNA. RefSeq names its product RNA guanine-7 methyltransferase (gene RNMT). NCBI's taxonomy places the organism in Eukaryota, Metazoa, Chordata, Mammalia, Artiodactyla, Hippopotamidae. Bases 88 to 1539 code for a protein of 483 amino acids. The transcript has 10 exons. The record is from RefSeq and is a predicted model, not a curated record. Gene Ontology annotation, cellular component: nucleus. Gene Ontology annotation, molecular function: mRNA 5'-cap (guanine-N7-)-methyltransferase activity. Gene Ontology annotation, biological process: 7-methylguanosine mRNA capping.